AUGUCUGCCACAACCACCCCAACUGCCCAGCAGGUUCUCAUCCCUGAGACUCUCUUGAAGAAGCGCAAGAGUCAAGCCAAGGAGAGAGAGGCAAGAGCCGCUGAGACCGAGAAGGUCAAGAAGGCCAACAAGGAGAAGCGUGGUGUCAUCUUCAAGCGUGCUGAGAAGUACGUUAAGGAGUACCGUGAUGAGGAGCGUGAGAAGAUCCGUCUUGCUCGUGUCGCCAAGCAAUCUGGUUCUUUCUACAUCCCAGCUGAGCCUAAGUUGGUCUUCGUUAUCCGUAUCAAGGGUAUCAACAAGAUCGCACCAAAGCCCCGCAAGAUCCUCCAGCUCCUCCGUCUUCUUCAAAUCAACAACGGUGUCUUCGUUCGCAUGACCAAGGCUACCCUCGAGAUGCUCAAGGUCGUCGAGCCAUGGAUCGCCUAUGGUUACCCCAACCUCAAGACCGUUCGUGAGCUCGUCUACAAGCGUGGUUACGGAAAGGUCGAUAAGCAACGCAUUGCUCUUACCGACAACUCCAUCAUCGAGGCCAACCUCGGCAAGUACGGUAUCGUCUGUAUGGAAGAUUUGAUCCACGAGAUCUUCACUGUUGGCCCCAACUUCAAGCAAGCUGCCAACUUCCUCUGGCCAUUCAAGCUCAGCAACCCAACUGGUGGUUUCCGCCCAAGAAAGUUCAACCACUACGUUCUCGGUGGUGACCUCGGUAACCGUGAGGAGAAGAUCAACGCUUUGGUCAGACAAAUGAACUAAAGCAGGUGAUGGGACUGGGGAUAUUUUUCUUUGGCUUAGCGUUUACUGGCAUGUAUGGCGUAUAAGAAACCAAAUGAAUGAUACACUUCUAUGAAUUAAUUGAUACCAUUUUGAUUUUAUUGCAAAACAA
Messenger RNA from Botrytis porri, 880 nucleotides. RefSeq lists its product as uncharacterized. Bases 1 to 750 code for a protein of 249 amino acids. NCBI's taxonomy places the organism in Eukaryota, Fungi, Ascomycota, Leotiomycetes, Helotiales, Sclerotiniaceae. The record is from RefSeq and is a predicted model, not a curated record. Gene Ontology annotation, molecular function: structural constituent of ribosome; RNA binding. Gene Ontology annotation, cellular component: cytosolic large ribosomal subunit. Gene Ontology annotation, biological process: maturation of LSU-rRNA from tricistronic rRNA transcript (SSU-rRNA, 5.8S rRNA, LSU-rRNA). The transcript has 3 exons.